AUGGAUGGUGACAGCGAGCCUCCUCCGCCAAUUUCUCCAAUUUCUUCCUCAGCUCAACCUCAGGGAUCCAUUUUGGGCGGUGUGGUCAGGGGAAAUUUGGGCGGUGUAGCGGUCCUGGGCGCCACCGGCGGGGGAAAUUUGGGCGCCACGGCCAGGGGUGCCGUGGACGCGCAUGAAGACGGUGCUGCGGUCCUUGGCGCCGGCGGCCUGGGAAAUUUGUGCGGCGUGGCCAGGGGUAAUUUGGGCGGCGCAGCGUUCCUGGGCGCCGCCGGCUGGGGAAAUUUGGGCGCCGCGGCUAGGGGUGGUGUGGAUGCGCAUGAAGACGGUGUUGCGGUCCUGGACGCCGGCGGUCGCAGGCCCUUGGGCGCGGCCAUGGGCCAGGAAGAAUGUGCGGUCCAGGGGCAGGAAGUUCAGCGUCGGAAGUUGGGCAUGACCAGGGGCGGCGGCCAAGGCCGUGGCCGUGUUGGCCAGGGUGACGGCCGUGGUGCCGGGCUUGGCAGCGAGCCCAACGGCCAGGAUGUAGCCGCCUCUGCUGCACAACAAACAGGCGUGAAGAAGGCAGCAAAAAGAAAAGAAAUGCUCCUGACAGGGUAA
Messenger RNA from Setaria italica (foxtail millet), 594 nucleotides. Its product is annotated as circumsporozoite protein-like. NCBI's taxonomy places the organism in Eukaryota, Viridiplantae, Streptophyta, Magnoliopsida, Poales, Poaceae. The transcript has a single exon. The record is from RefSeq and is a predicted model, not a curated record. Bases 1 to 594 code for a protein of 197 amino acids.